AGUAUUAUUGGUACUGGAUUAAUAUUCAGUGGAUACUUGUUGAUACAAAAGUCGUCUCUUCCCAUAACAUACUCUCAGUCAUCAUCGCUGAUGGAUGAACUAGCAUCAGCUGACGACCGAAUAUCGGUACAAGAUAAGAAAGUGUCUGAACUGGUUCGAUCUCUCCUCGUCUACAAACUAUGUUCGCUUCAAUCACUCGUCAAUUUUGCACCCAAUCUAAUUGAACUUGCGAAGCGAUUGCACCUGUCAUGGUUUGCAUAUUGGACGAUUAAAAAGACGUUCUUUGCUCAGUUUUGUGGUGGCCAGACAGCAGAAGAAUGCAUUGAAACUAUGAGCCAAUUGAAGAGCCAGGGAAUAGGAUGCAUUCUUGAUUAUUCGAUAGAAGCAGAUGUUGGAAGCAGUAAAGAUUCAAGUGAUCCCGAGAGUGACGAGUUUCGCAGACCCUUCAACGAAAAAGCCGACUACGUCACAGAUAUGAUGUUAAAAUGUAUUGACACUGCAGCUACUCAUCCCAACAGUUUUAUAGCUCUCAAAUUAACUGGAAUGACCAAUCCUCUUAUGUUACAACGACUUUCGACUAUACUUGUGACAUUGUAUAACCAAUUCAGAAGAUAUGACAAGGACGGUAUAAUCAGCAGAUCGGACUUGUUAAAUAUCAUCAAAGAGGUUUCGGGGAUUAGUGACAAGGCUGCCGAAAAGUUACUUGAUGAAUUUAACAUACCCAACGCCCAGAAGAUCGAUAUGGCUCAAUUUCAGGACAUCUUUUCGAUCGAUAGUCCAAAGAUGCGACACUUUUUUUCUUCUCUUUCAAACUCUCGGCUAACCUCAUCCGAUAUCACUGAUUACGAUAAACUCAUCGUACGCCUCGACCGUUUGUUUACCAGCGCUCGUAAGAAUAAUGUCAGGGUCAUGGUCGACGCUGAACAGAUUCGCUUUCAACCUGCUAUUGAUAGUAUUGCUAUGCGUCUAUCCUGCGAAUAUAACAAACCGCACAGCAGUCCGUAUGGUCCGAUCGUAUUCAACACCUAUCAAAUGUACCUCAAGGAUGCCCGCGAACGAUUAGAGUUGCAUUACAAGAUCUCGCAAAGACGAGGAUUCGCGUUUGCCGGAAAAUUGGUCAGAGGCGCGUAUAUGACGAGCGAGCGCGAGCGAGCCAAAGAAUUGGGGUAUGACGAUCCCAUACAAGAUACACUAGAAAGUACACAUGAUGCCUACGAUAGGGCUGUGGAGUUUUUAAUCAGGAAGCAAAGCGAGGUACAGGGGACAAUGGGAACAAAAUUAGAUUUACGGAAUUCGGCUCUAGUGUUUAUGAUCGCCUCCCAUAAUGUUGACUCGAUGAUAAAAGCAUGUAAACUGAUGGAUGAGUUGAACGUCUCUUCUGAUUCGGGAGUGAUCUUAUUUGGCCAAUUGUUUGGGAUGCGCGAUCACGUAUCGUUUACACUGAAUCGUCAUGGAUAUGAAGUGUAUAAAUAUAUCCCAUAUGGCAAGCUUGAAGAAGUCAUACCAUAUCUUAUUCGAAGGGCUCAGGAGAAUUCAUCGGUGCUGAACGCUACAGACAAUGAGCAGAGCAUCCUCUGGAACGAGCUCGUAAGCCGUUUAUAA
Molecule: messenger RNA, 1602 nt
Organism: Paraglomus brasilianum
Lineage: Eukaryota; Fungi; Glomeromycota; Glomeromycetes; Paraglomerales; Paraglomeraceae
Source: the annotation of a GenBank genome assembly